AUGGAUACCCAGGUAGAAACUUCCGCAGGGCAGGAGUCCGACCUCGCUCAACUAUGGCAGCGAGCAGUCGAAGACUAUGAGAAAAGAACCAAGAAGAGUCUCCACAUGGCAAAGUUCAGCAACAUUGAUCAAAUCAUGAAGGGGACGGAAGGCUUGUCGAACGACUUCAAGGAUUUCCGGCAUGACCGGUCGAAAACAGACAAUGUGCGGACCGCAUUGAAAAACAACCUAUCCCUGAUCGAGAAGGUUGUCAAAACUGUUGAAGUGGUUGGAUCUGCGGCAUCGGCCUUUCCUCCUGCAAUGCCGGCUAGUUUGAUUUUCACGGCCUUUGGGCAAGUCAUGCAGGCAUUUGCCACAGUAUCUGCCGACUAUGACAAGAUCAUGGGCUUUUUCGACUUCACGCACCGUUUUUUCGACCGGCUCUCUAUGAUCGAGGAGAAAACUCCACAGCAAAAGCCAUUCCAGCGAUGUGUUGCUCGUGUCUUCUCAGGCAUGCUGACCAUUUGCUCCGUUGCCCAGGAAUAUGCCGAGAAAAAAAGAUUCAGGAAGUGGUUUAGCAAUUUGGUUGAUGGAUCGGAUGGGGCUCUUUCAGGAGCCAUGCAGGAUAUGGAGGAAGCCGUGAAUGAGCUGACCCAGGCCGUUGGGCUGGCCACUCUUCGGACGGUGGAGAUCCUGGACGAGAUUGUUCAAAGUAUGAAUGGAAACGUCGAGUUCCUUGUCGCAAAGGUCACUGUUAUCGAUGGACGAGUGGAGGCCAUCAAAUCCGAUACGGGGACGAUCAUCGAAAAAACCCAGAAGCUGGAAUUGAAGCAAGACGCCAUGAUCAAGAUGCUCGAGGAACAAUCUCAGUUAUUCAACGACGCGGUUCAAAGUUUCGAUUAUAUCCAAAUGGGGGCCAAUUUCGGCCAAAGCUUCCAGACGAGUUUGCUGAAACUGGAUGUGGUGCGGCUCCGCCUAACCCGAUGGGGUCACUCCGUCGGGCUGGCGAAAGUCGACGACGGUGUUAAACCACUCCAGAUGACGAACCUCCCCACCGAAGAUAGAGAGCAGGUCCAAGACCUUCUGGCCCAGAUUCUGGAGCUCUUUGCGGAAGCCGAGGCGGCUUCGAAGCGACUACGAAGACGCAACCCCACUGUGCCAGUGUUGGACCCGGCUGAACAGCUAGACAGUGUCUCAGCCUCACUGCACCAGAAGAUGGAAGAUCUUGCUAAGAAACGACAGGGGAAGUCUGAGUUGGAGCAGGACCAAUUGACUAUCUUGUACGAGGAGAAGAAUUUCAUCCGGCUGAUCGAAGACAUUAGCGAAUUGGUGGGCGGGUUGAUCGAUCUUUUCCCGGGAAUCCAGGAGGAACAGCGCAAGCUGUGUGAGGAAGAGGUGUCCGGAUUGAACACGAACGAAGGCAUUCUUCCGCUACUGAAAGAGGUCGCUGCUGGCCAGGACAACCUGCUGAUGUGGUGUUCUCGGGGGCCUAACUCGGGCUUCCAGAUAGGAAACAACUCCGGCAAGAUUAGCGGUGUUCGCUUUGGCAGUUCCUAA
This is a messenger RNA of Penicillium crustosum, 1536 nucleotides long. RefSeq lists its product as uncharacterized. The record is from RefSeq and is a predicted model, not a curated record. NCBI's taxonomy places the organism in Eukaryota, Fungi, Ascomycota, Eurotiomycetes, Eurotiales, Aspergillaceae. The transcript has 5 exons. Bases 1 to 1536 code for a protein of 511 amino acids.